This is a messenger RNA of Ylistrum balloti, 1824 nucleotides long. RefSeq names its product octopamine receptor 2-like. The coding region runs from base 1 to 1824 and encodes 607 amino acids. The transcript has a single exon. The record is from RefSeq and is a predicted model, not a curated record. Gene Ontology annotation, molecular function: dopamine neurotransmitter receptor activity, coupled via Gi/Go; G protein-coupled receptor activity. NCBI's taxonomy places the organism in Eukaryota, Metazoa, Mollusca, Bivalvia, Pectinida, Pectinidae. Gene Ontology annotation, biological process: adenylate cyclase-activating adrenergic receptor signaling pathway. Gene Ontology annotation, cellular component: membrane.
AUGCUGAUGACAAUGGAAAUAUUAAAAAAUACAACGAAAUCUCCACAAGGCUCCUUGAUUCUCCCAUGGGAUCAGGAAUCAAAUGUGUUCGAACAAUACAACCAGUACAACAUGUUGGAUAACUCCACAAGUGGCGAUGGGGUGUUUGGAAUAGAACUCCUUCACGCCAAUCUCUGCAUGUCAAACUCAACCAAGUGGAAAAUGGCUGACCCGGUCUGCUCUUUAAACUUCACCUCGUUCUGGGUGCUGGUUUUCGUUGCAAUUCUGUUAGGAGUUAUCACCCUUUGGACUAUAUUUGGAAAUUUUUUAGUGUGUUUUGCAUUGUACAAAUUUCCAAAUCUACGAUCGAUGUCCAACUGUUUGAUUGGAAAUUUGGCGAUGAGUGAUUCACUACUGGCCUUAACAGUAUUACCUAUCUCAACAGGAAAUGACCUACUGGGGUACUGGAUAUUUGGAGAUGUGAUGUGUCGCGUUUGGUUGUGUAUCGACGUACUUUACUGCACAGCCUCAAUAUGGGGUCUCGUCACUAUUGCUGUUGAUCGUUACACAGCCACUGUGUAUCCUGUAUGGUAUUUUGAACGUCGCUCUCCAAUGCGAGCGUUAGCUUAUAUUAUAUUUGUUUGGCUUUUCUCUAUCGUCGUGUCACUCGCGCCUUUUAUUGGAUGGAGAGAAAUGAUUCCUGAAUUGUAUCAGUAUAAUAACAUGCUGAAUCGUUAUGAAUGUGUUUUAUUCCAGACAGAAGGAUAUGUGGUAUACUCUGCCAUGUGUUCGUUUGUGAUACCCAUUGUUCUAAUGUCCUUUCUGUACGUCAGAAUUUUUAUUGUUUUGAAAAAACGCAUGAAACAUCUAAAACCAAAACGGAACCUUUCCCUACCAGUGGAGAGUGACAUGGAAAGUGGUGUUAUAGCAGAAAGUAAUAGCCGUCUGGAACUACAUUCCAGUGAUUUUACACAGAUGAAGGACCAAGCCACACAAAUAAGUCCAAUGCUUGCAAAGUCAUCUGGAAACUUUUUAUUGGAACCAAAGUCAUCAGUGUACUUAGGUCAGAAAACAUCACAAGAUGUGAAUUUAUCUUCUGAUAGUACAAAACCCCAAAAAGAUGACGAUAAAACAAAAAUCUACCAGAAAUCCAACCCUGAUUAUGGAAUUAAUUAUAAGGGCACUCACAACAAUAAAAAUAACGGUAAGUCAGAGUUUAAAAAUGUGCCAGCUAUAAACCGGUCCAAGGAUGGUAUUCGUCCACCUAAAAUAAGUAUCAUUCGUACUCACAGCUGUCAGGAUUCAUUUGUGGAUGAUGAAAAUGAAUCUACUAGUAAUUCUGAUAACCUUCUGCACUGCCUUCCCAAAAUGGAUAAGAAAAAUGGACAUUUAAACAGGGACAAAGAGAGCAAAUCAGAGGAGCACAAUGUUACAAACUCUCAUAACUCCAGUACUAAGAAGCGUACGAAAAGAAGCUCAAACGCACGAAUUAAAAAACACAAGAACUCCUUCACAAGGAGAAAUGGAAAACUUAACAGUAUAAAAACUAAAUACGAGUUAAGAGAGCAAAGGGCAACGAAGAGAAUGGCUAUAGUAAUGGCCUGUUUUACAGUCUGUUGGAUACCAUUUUUGUUUAUGUAUACCAUUCGAAGUUUUUGUGCCUCCUGUGAUUUAAACGUACAUAUACAGGCGGCGAUUAUCUGGCUAGGAUAUGCCAACUCUGCUCUCAACCCAAUCCUUUAUACUUUAUUUAACGAUGAUUUCAGAAAGGCUUUUAAAACCAUUCUUCAUUUGGGGAAAAAACAAAAAAAGAGAAAGAAGAAAUCCUCAAAAGUACAUGAAUAA